GUGUCUCGAAUUAGCUUUAAUACAUAACAUAGGAGUCAGCUUCAGAGGGAGUACUGUAGUGUACUCCCUCUGUAGUGUGUGUAUGAAGUGAGAAGUAUCCAGGUACCAUCCUAAAAAUAGAAAAGCAGUGAUACAAGCUUUAGAUAAGCUUUCUUAGCUUAUAUAAUACACAGGUCCCGACCCAUUGAACACCCCUGUCAUCCCAUCCAGCCAUCUUAAACUAGAAGGAGCGCAGAUCGUUACCCCGGAUCAUAUUUCGUAUAGGAUAUCGAUGUUGCGACCUUAUUGAUAAAUUUUUGCUUUUAUGCUUCUUCCUAGCCUCCAAAUAUUUGAUAGGCAUGCUGACAUGCCAAUUUCUUCCCCAGUUCAUCGUACAACCGUGUUCACGGUUAGAUGUUGUUCAACACCAUAAUGAUCGAGCGGUAAUACGACAACCAGCUCAAUGAUUUGCCGUUCUCGCAGCGCGAGCGACCUUCUCAGCCAGCCUGGCAUUCGCACCUUAGUUCUGCUCGUGAUUUUCGUGUUUCUAUACUCGAUAUACGGCUCACUUUACUUCUACCGCGAUCCCCUCUCCAUAUUCUUUUCCGAAGAACAUGGCUUCGACCGAUUUUACUCGGCUACGCGCCAAGCGCAGGCAGACGAAUUCAUCGAUGCCGCGAUAGCGAAUCCUGACUCGGUGCGACGACAAAUAGGGAAGGCCAGUAUGAAUCCAUCAAUUUGCGCCGUAUUUAUCACGGUAGGGCGAGAUAUGAUAAAACGACAAUAUGUCGAUGGUGCUCUAGGAUCGUUUCUAGCAAACAUGACGCGGUUUGAGAGGGAGGCUACACAUUUAAAAGUGUUCUUCGCCGAUGUGCCCGACCCCGAGUCCCAGCAUCACAGUUACACGAAAUUGAUGGAUGCCGAUAUCACCGACGAGAUAUUCACAUAUAACUCUACGCUUCCACCACAUCAACAGGAACAGAAAAUUCGCGAACUUGCGUUGUUCUCCAAGGAUCGCCAGAAUAAGCACGCGCUAGAGAGGAAGACUGUAUUCGAUUACGCGUAUGCGCUAGACCGAUGCGUUAAGACCACCAAUGCGCCGUAUAUCGCGCUUUUUGAGGAAGAUAUCCUUCUGGCUGAGGGAUGGGCGGCUAGGACCCUGAAAAAUCUACAAAUCAUCGAGACGAUGAUGAAAGACCCCAAGCGCCAGGUCCCUCAAAAGGGCAAGAUUGAACCCGGCGUACCAAACACAUGGCUUUACUUGCGUCUCUUUAAUCAAGAGCGAAGUUUCGGAUGGAGUGGUGGACCUGGAUUCAAAAGCAACAACGUUCAUAUCCUCUCGGUUAUGGUAGCCAUCCCACUCUUAGCCGUCCUGCUUCUGGUACGAAGGCAGCUACCGCGUCAUAUAUCGCGGCAUAUAGAUGGGUGGACCUUAUUAGUCGUCUGCGGACUUGCGGUCCCGCUCUUCAUUUGGUUAUUUUAUGCAUCUGGGAAAGCGGCGCUCAUCGGAUCGCCGCCGGGCGUGCGCGAAGAGUUCUUCGGAUGCUGCAACCAAGCGCUCGUGUAUAAUCGCGAGCACGCAGGAAAACUAGCAGAUUUCAUGAUGACGGCUUCCAAACGCGAAUCUCCGGGGAGAAGUGAUAUGCUUCCCAAGAACUUCGCGUGGGAUCAUGGCUUAGCGAGAAUAAGCGCGUACCCUAUGCUUGCGCAACAUGCGGGUAGAGUAAGCGCGAUUGAUACGAGUAAUGAUGAAGCGAAACGCGUAUGGAGUAUGGCUUUUGAAGAUUACAAGCCGUCGAAAUUGGCUAAGGAGCAUAUGAAGGAUUUGCGGGAAUUGUUUGGGGAGGAGGCUGUUGAGGAAUUGAGAAGGCAAAGAUCUGUGGGAAACGUGACAUGAGGCGAUGACUGAUAUUCUUGAAGUAAUGAUACCAUGGAUAACUUUUUUUUUCUUAUGUCUUAUUUUAAAUUUGUGAUUGACAACUCCUGGCUGAGAUUGAUGUUGUCGAAUCAACGUUGGCUAGAACUUCGUGUUGGUGUCAGAACCAAGGCGCCAAGAUAUUAGAAAAAGCUUAGCCUCCGCCCCUUUCACACAUACAACGGGGAGUGAGUCAAGAAUGAAGAUACUAUAUAUAGGUUAUCUAUAUCUAUAUAUCGAUAUCUGA
Molecule: messenger RNA, 2141 nt
Organism: Hypoxylon trugodes
Lineage: Eukaryota; Fungi; Ascomycota; Sordariomycetes; Xylariales; Hypoxylaceae
Exons: 1
Coding region: 443-1876 (477 amino acids)
Biological process (GO): GPI anchor biosynthetic process
Cellular component (GO): Golgi membrane
Molecular function (GO): glycosyltransferase activity
Source: RefSeq, a predicted model, not a curated record